ACGGAUGCUUGUCAGCAUCACAGCCAAGGCAAACAUAAAGUUCAAAUCACUACCAAACAAAGUCCAGGACUUUAUUAAUAGCACAACACAGUACCUAACUUCAAAGGGAAAAAAUAUGGGCAAUCAAAUUCACAUGCCUUACCACAUUCUUUCUCUCUUCACACUCUCUCUCCUCCUCCUCCCGAUCUCAUCGUCAAUCAACGUCUGGCCCAAACCCCGCACCUUCUCCUGGCCUCACCCGCACUCGAUCCUCGUUUCCCCGCUCCUCACCAUUUCCUCCCCCGAACACAAGUACCUGACCCCCGCCGUCAACCGUUACCGCCGUCAAAUCCUUACGGAAAAACACCAUCACGUCAACCCCCCCGGCGUCAACCCCACCUUCACUCCGUCUCUCAAGGCCCUCAACCUAACCGUCCGAGACCUCCGCGCGCCGCUCCACCACGGCGUCAACGAGUCCUACACCCUCACCGUCCCCGCCGGCGGGGCCGCCGCCUCCACCGCCGUGAUCGCGGCGGAGACGGCGUGGGGCGCCAUGAAGGGGCUCGAGACCUUUUCCCAGCUGGUGUGGGGCGACCCGAUCCGGAUCGCGGCGGGCGUCUUCGUGUGGGAUGCUCCGAUAUUCGGGCACCGGGGGGUGUUGCUGGACACGUCGAGGAAUUACUACGAGGUGGAGGAUAUAUUGAGGACGAUCGGGGCGAUGAGUUGGAAUAAGAUGAAUGUGUUCCAUUGGCAUAUCACGGACUCGCAGUCGUUUCCGAUUGUGGUGCCGUCGGAGCCGGAGUUGGCUCUGAAAGGGAGUUAUGGGGAGGGAAUGCAGUACUCGGCGGAGGAUGUGAGGAGAGUGGUGGAGUUUGGGUUGGAGCACGGGGUUAGGGUUUUGCCCGAGAUCGAUAUGCCUGCACAUACAGGAUCAUGGGCUGAAGCUUACCCAGAGAUUGUGACAUGUGCACAUAUGUUUUGGUGGCCUACUGGAUAUGCAUGGGCCGACCGCCUUGCAUCUGAACCCGGAACUGGCCAACUCAACCCCUUAAAUUCAAAGACGUAUGAAGUCAUAAAGAAUGUCAUUCGCGACGUUGCCGCAAUGUUCCCUGAACCAUUCUACCAUGCGGGGGCAGAUGAGGUCGUUUCAGGUUGCUGGAAAGCUGACCCAUCCAUUCAAACCUUCCUAGCAAAUAAUGGAACCCUUGGUCAACUUCUUGAGAUAUUUGUCAACUCUACCCUCCCUUACAUUGUUUCCCAUAAUCGUACGGUGGUCUACUGGGAAGAUGUUUUGUUGGAUGACACUGUCAGCGUGAGCGCCUCUGUUCUUCCCCCCGAGAAUACCAUUUUGCAAACCUGGAACAACGGCCCAAAAAACACUAAAAAGAUUGUUUCCUCUGGUUACCGCGCCAUCGUAUCAUCCUCUGAUUUCUAUUAUUUGGAUUGCGGACAAGGAGGCUGGCUCGGCAAUGAUAGUACGUAUGAUCAGCCACCGGGUACUGACCAAGGUGAUGGCGGGUCAUGGUGUGCACCUUUCAAGACAUGGCAGACCAUAUACAACUACGAUAUAACAUAUGGAUUGAGUGAGGAGGAAGCAAAAUUGGUCUUAGGUGGUGAGGUGGCACUGUGGUCUGAGCAAGCUGACCCAACAGUUCUGGACCCACGGAUAUGGCCAAGAGCCUCAGCCAUGGCAGAGGCGUUGUGGUCAGGGAACCGUGAUGAAGCAGGAAUGAAGAGGUAUGCAGAGGCUACAGAUAGGUUAAAUGAGUGGAGACAGAGAAUGGUUUCCAGGGGAGUUAGAGCUGAACCCAUUCAACCAUUGUGGUGUGUGAAAAACCCCGGCAUGUGUAAUGCUCAGCCAAUUUAGUUAUCUUGUUUGUUUGUAUGUGACAGCCAUUUUUGUUUUCCAUUUUUCAAACUGCAGUUGGAAAACGUAUAGAGUUUUUUAUUUUUUUGGAUUAAAUGGAGUUGGAAUAAAUUUGGUCUUUCAUGAAA
Rhododendron vialii is the source of this 1974-nucleotide messenger RNA. RefSeq names its product beta-hexosaminidase 2. Lineage: Eukaryota; Viridiplantae; Streptophyta; Magnoliopsida; Ericales; Ericaceae. Gene Ontology annotation, cellular component: membrane. Gene Ontology annotation, biological process: carbohydrate metabolic process; glycosaminoglycan metabolic process. The record is from RefSeq and is a predicted model, not a curated record. Gene Ontology annotation, molecular function: beta-N-acetylhexosaminidase activity. The transcript is spliced from 2 exons. Bases 5 to 1846 code for a protein of 613 amino acids.